Anthostomella pinea is the source of this 1158-nucleotide messenger RNA. NCBI's taxonomy places the organism in Eukaryota, Fungi, Ascomycota, Sordariomycetes, Xylariales, Xylariaceae. The record is from the annotation of a GenBank genome assembly.
AUGUUGUUGCACACGCUUCGGUUGUUCUGCAUAGCAGGGUCUCUCCAUGCCAUUUCCAUUCCUCCAGGCACCGGACCUUACCAUGUAGGAUAUACCCAGCACGUUUUCAACCAUACCACCUACGAUGAUCCCACGCCCGCUGCCGUCAACGGAACCGGCACUUUCAUCGUCGCUACAAUCUACUAUCCGACCUUGCAACUCCCAAACACCACCUCGCCUUACCUCGAUCCCAUCAACAUCGACCUAUUCUCUGCGUCCUUCGACUACCCGCCCGACUCCCUCUCCCACCUGACUACCACCCUCCAAUUUCAAGCGCCCACUCUCUUCAACACCUCCACCUCUCCCACACUCAUUUUCUCCCCUGGUGGCGGUGUCCCCUGUGUUGCCUACACGGCUAUCCUCUCCGACCUCGCCUCGCACGGCUACGCGGUGGUUGCCAUCGAUCAUCCCGGCGAGGUUCCCUACCUGCCCACCCCCUACACUGACUCAGGUACCUACGGCUGGGGCUACACCUAUUCCUUCACCGCCGCCGACAUCGUCGAAAUCUACGCUUACCGCGUAGCCGAUAUCUAUGCCCUCGUCAGCUUUCUACCCUCCCUCGCAGCCCUCUACGCCGCCCCUUUUAACCUCACCCACUUCGGGGUCUUUGGCCACAGCGUCGGCGGCGCUGCCGCCGCGGCCAUCCUCGCCGCCCAAGAAUCCAACGCCUCCACCACCACCCCGCCCCUCUUCCGUGCCGGCCUCAACCUUGACGGCGGCUACGACUUCCCGGCCAACAGCACAUACCCCUCGCUCGGCCUCCGCCACGGCGGUCCCUUCGUCCAGCUCGGUGGCGAUGAGCACGGAUUCAACGGAACGGCCGACCCGACCUGGGCCCCUUUCGGCGCCGCGCAGACGGGCUGGUGGCGCUGGCUCGUGGUGCAUGGAGCGCAGCACCUCGACUUCUCCGACAUUCCGCUCUGGAUAGACCUGCUGGACCUGCGGAACAAGACGACGACACCACAGCUGGGGGGCAUUGGCGGGCUGCGCGUGAUGGAGAUUACGAGGGUGUUUGUGAGGGCACUGUUCGGGCUGGUGAGAGGGGAGACGGAGGUGGUUUUUGAGGGAAGGGGCCCUUUCCCGGAGGUGGAGUUUGUGGAGGGGGGAGACGGGGAUUGA